UUCGAUUCAUGUUAGGGUGAUUGGUGCAGGAUAAUUGGCCUUCUGUGAUGUUUGCAAUGGCAGGAUGGGUGGUACUUAGCCUUGGAAAUCUCUCAACUCAGUAUGCUUGGGCUUUUGUUGGCUUAUCAGUCAUAGAAGUGAUCACUGCAAGCAUAACAGUUGUUAUAGGAACAACCUCGAAUUACUUUUUAGACAAUAGAAUUAAUAGAGCAGAGAUCCUUUUCCCUGGCGUUGGCUGCUUCUUGGUUGCAGUUUGCCUUGCUUCUACUGUCCACUCAUCUAAUGCAGCUGAUAAUAAAGAAAAGCUUGAAGGUUUUUCAUCUAAAGAGGGGUGUUUGGGAAAAGCACUCUCAUUGGACUGUCCAUAUGUUUCUUUGCUGGUGUUUGCUUUUCUCUAUUCUCACCAGCAUUCAACUUGGCAACAAAUGAUCAAUGGCAUACAUUGAAAGAUGGGGUUCCUCACUUGGUUGUCUACACUGCAUUCUUUUACUUCUCAGUAUCUUGUUUUGUCCUUGCUAUAAUCCUCACAUCACAUUCCUUUACUACCCUAUGUUGGACUUACCGAAAUCAUCAUUCAAGGCUUAUAUGUUGAAUAUUUAAGACUACUUUAAUACUUUAAGAACAUUUUGUUGUUGAUGACAGUGUUGAAUGUUUUAAACUAAUUUGUGGAUUGUUAAUAUAAUGUUGAAUGUUUUUACUAUUUGUUAUUUGAAAAUCAAGUUCAUUUGA
Messenger RNA from Humulus lupulus (European hop), 729 nucleotides. RefSeq names its product ureide permease 1-like. The coding region runs from base 48 to 446 and encodes 132 amino acids. Gene Ontology annotation, molecular function: uracil:monoatomic cation symporter activity; allantoin:proton symporter activity. Gene Ontology annotation, cellular component: membrane. The record is from RefSeq and is a predicted model, not a curated record. Gene Ontology annotation, biological process: nitrogen compound transport. NCBI's taxonomy places the organism in Eukaryota, Viridiplantae, Streptophyta, Magnoliopsida, Rosales, Cannabaceae. The transcript has 3 exons.